CAUUUUCAUUUCAUUGCUGUCGCCUAGAAGGCCUGGUUUUUUUUUAAAGUAGUUAACUGGUAACCCAGUUAAUCAGCCGUAGUGAGUUCGAUGAGUUGUGUGUACUAUUUUGAUAAAAACUGCGUUUUAAAACAGUCCAAUGUCAUUAUGUUCUAAAUUGUGGUGUAGUAUAAGUGUUUAUUUGCCACGAUAGAAUACAUUUGGGCAUCCACCAUGCCCGUUACACUUGUAGACAGGUUGCCCUUGCCAAAUCUCAAGGUUUAUACAGCGGGAAGUGUUUCACUGCUUUCAAUUGCUGUUUAUUACGCUUUGAGUGUAACUAGUGAUCCAAACUGGCGUGCAAACUCAACGCUAGCCCGACAGGACUCAAUAGAGUCCGGGCAAGGAGAGCAGCGAUCAAUACCAGACCAGUUGCAGCCCAAUAGUACCAGAAAUGUAUCAGAGCAGUUUGUGGAUGUCAUAACAUUUAUGAUGCAGGAACCACUAUGCAUGUGGACCCUGAUCAACAUAGCGUACUGCUCGCUGGCGGUGUUCGGGUUCGCGGUGCAGCGGCUGGUGUUCGGGCCGCUGCGCGUGGCCGAGGCGCAGCGCGUCAAGGACAAGUUCUGGAACUACGUGUUCUACAAGUUCAUCUUCGUGUUCGGCGUCAUCAACGUGCAGUACAUGGACGAGGUGCUGCUCUGGUGCUCCUGGUUCACACUCGUCGGCUUCUUGCACCUGCUCGGUCAGUUGUGCAAGGAUAGAUACGAAUAUCUGUCGUCAUCGCCGCACUCGGGCGGCUGGGCGCACGUGCGGCUGGCGUGCCUGCUGGCCGGCAUCCUGGCCGCCGCCGCCGCGCUGCUGGCCGCCGCCGCCGUCUGGGGCCUGCCGGCCGGACGCGACACCUUCGCCUUCAUGGCGGCCGAGUGCGUGCUGGUGCUGGUGGGCGCGCUGCACGUGGCGGCGCGCUACGCGCUGGCGCUGUGCGCGGCGGACGCGGCGGGCGCGGCGGCCUACUACGUGGCGCUGGGCUUCGAGGCGGCGGCGCUGCUGGCGGAGCUGGCGCUGGCGGCGGCGCAGGUGGCGCAGUGCUCCAUGCUGGUGUCCAUGGCGUCGCUGGUGCUGCUGCUGCAGCUGCGCCACCUGCUGCACGAGCUGCAGGCGCGCCUGCGCCGCCACCGCCUCUACACGGCGCUGGCCACGCACAUGAGCCGCAAUUAUCCAAUGGCUAGCAAAGAAGAAGUGGAGAAGAAUCAGGAUAACUGCGCCAUCUGCUGGGAACCAAUGAAGGAGGCUCGCAAGCUGCCCUGCUCCCAUCUGUUCCACAAUUCGUGCCUGUGCCAGUGGGUGCAGCAGGACGCGUCGUGCCCGACGUGCCGGCGCGCGCUGGCCGCGGGUCCGGCCGCGCCGCGCCAGGACGCCGCCCGCCACCCCAACCAUCUGUUUCAUUUCGACGGGUCCCGCUACGUGUCGUGGCUGCCGAGCUUCUCGGUGGAGGUGACGCGCGUGCGGCCCGAGGCGGCGCUGGCGGGCGCGCAGCUGGACGCCGCCGCCGCGCAGCUGCAGCUCAUGUUCCCGCAGCACUCGCGCGCCGCGCUGGCCGCCGACCUGGCGCGCACGCGCUCCGCCGACCUCACGCUCGACAACAUCCUGGAGGGCCGCCUGCCGCCCGCCGCGCCGCCCCGCCCCGCGCCGCCGCCGCCCCGCCCCGCGCCCGCGCGCGCCGACGCCGCCACCAUGGCCGCCGCUACACCCGCCGACCCGGCCGACGGCGCGGGCCGCUUCUCGCGCUGCGCGGCCGAGCGCGAGGCGCAGCUGCGGCGCCGCAAGCAGCAACUGGUGGAGGCGGCGCGGCGCCGGUACCUGGCGCGCUUGGCGCCGCGCAGCUAAGUUGCCGGUACCUGGCGCGCUUGGCGCCGCGCAGCUAAGUUGCCGGUACCUGGCGCGCUUGGCGCCGCGCAGCUAAGUUGCCGGUACCUGGCGCGCUUGGCGCCGCGCAGCUAAGUUGCCGGUACCUGGCGCGCUUGGCGCCGCGCAGCUAAGUUGCCGGUACCUGGCGCGCUUGGCGCCGCGCAGCUAAGUUGCCGGUACCUGGCGCGCUUGGCGCCGCGCAGCUAAGUUGCCGGUACCUGGCGCGCUUGGCGCCGCGCAGCUAAGUUGCCGGUACCUGGCGCGCUUGGCGCCGCGCAGCUAAGUUGCCGGUACCUGGCGCGCUUGGCGCCGCGCAGCUAAGUUGCCGGUACCUGGCGCGCUUGGCGCCGCGCAGCUAAGUUGCCGGUACCUGGCGCGCUUGGCGCCGCGCAGCUAAGUUGCCGGUACCUGGCGCGCUUGGCGCCGCGCAGCUAAGCCACUGUACCUGGCGCUGCGGAGUUACUGAUCGAUGCUCGGAUACUCCAAACGGUGUGUUGCAACCCGAAUCUUUAUUUUACUAAGUAGCCAUAAAAUACUGAUAUGAUGUAAAUACGUCACCCUUUGUGAUAUAUAAAUUAGUGUAAAAAUUAGUAUAGCCUCCAAUAACGACGAGUCUGGCUGAAUGAUUAUUACAAAUAAUAUUUCGGUUAAACUGUCGACGCGCGACCUUAUUUAGACGUUAGUCAAUUUAUUUUGUCUUUGAGAGUGUAUUUUUCUAUUUCAUAAAAAAAUAUUAUCGUCCGUAGUAUGUACUCCUAGAUUACCAUUAAAUAUAAACUCACUUAUAAAUUAUUGGAACCAGUUUGAUCUCUUUAUAAUAUUCGAAAGCUUGUUUUGACAGAAAGUUUAUACAUUAUUUCAUUAGAUUAGUGAUUACUCAUGUAUGUUGAAGUAGACGACAUAGAUGUAACAGUUAUUAUAACGUGAUGUCCCACGCUCGUGCAUUAUAUAACAUGUCAUUCAUUAGAUAAACUGUAACAAUACAAUUAUAGGUACAUGACUCUUUAUCAUUGUUUACUAUAUUAUAUUUUUUCUACAAUUUAAUGUACCAUAAUUAUUUAUGUGUGGUUUUGUACUUAUAUUGUGUACAAAUAAUAAUAUGUGAGUGGCUCCAUACACAGCCAAACUAAAAAUGAUCAUUUAAAUGUGAUAUUAGCAACUUGACAAAAUUAUGUUCAAAAAGUAAUCAUUGUGGCUGAAGCUUGUGUUGAAAGUAUUAUUUUUUUUUCUAGAAAACAUUUAACCAGGAGCGUUGAAUCAGAAUAGCUGUAAAACAAGACAAUUGCUUGCUAUUAAUGAUGUCUGUUUUGUAGUGAUUAAUAACAUUUAUAGCCACAACAUUAGCUGACUGCUGAUACAUAUAAAAUUUUAAAUAUAUUAACAUAAAAUUGAUUCAUGACUAGUCAAAUAAAAAUAAUAAUAUUGAAAGUUA
Spodoptera frugiperda (fall armyworm) is the source of this 3322-nucleotide messenger RNA. RefSeq names its product E3 ubiquitin-protein ligase AMFR-like. The record is from RefSeq and is a predicted model, not a curated record. Gene Ontology annotation, molecular function: ubiquitin protein ligase activity; ubiquitin binding. The transcript is spliced from 7 exons. Gene Ontology annotation, biological process: ubiquitin-dependent protein catabolic process; protein K48-linked ubiquitination; endoplasmic reticulum unfolded protein response. The coding region runs from base 214 to 1869 and encodes 551 amino acids. Lineage: Eukaryota; Metazoa; Arthropoda; Insecta; Lepidoptera; Noctuidae. Gene Ontology annotation, cellular component: ubiquitin ligase complex; cytosol; endoplasmic reticulum.